CGAUUGAUAUGCUGGUAAAGUCGAGCGGUUGUGUUGGUACAGUGUAGGAUGAAAGUUUCAAUGCGACGUGUAUGUAAGAUACUGUAUUAUAAUGAGGUGUCACGGAGUGAGGUCGUACAUAAUAUGUCAGCAUUCAGGAAUAUCUCAUGGAAAUGGUUUGUUGCAUCCGUCUUUAGUGGCCAACGCCACUAUUCAGCAGUACCUUCAAUCUGUCUGAAACGUGCCCUCCUGGUGUCAAAAAUGACACGAUAUGAACUAGAGUGUCAGCGAUACCCAGAACUCAGCAUGUCAAAACUGGAGGCUACUUUGAGAAAACAGUGUUUUGACUAUGAUGUUUUGCUGCAGCAUCACAGAUUACAUAAAGAGUUUGAACACAGAGUCAGGACAGUACUGAAUGACUGUGGAAUAGAAACAAGAACUGUCAACAGGUCUGAAUACACACAGAGCAAUAUAGACUGGGCUGACAUAAUAAUCCCAACAGGAGGUGAUGGCACAUACCUUAUGGCAGCUAGUCAAGUAGCUGGGAAUGAAAAACCAGUUGUUGGCUUGAAUUCAGAUCCCAGUCGAUCAGAAGGCUAUCUCUGCCUGCCAGUUAAAUAUUCUACAAAUAUUAGAGAGGCUAUUGACAAACUCUUGAAGGGAGAAUUUGAAUGGAUGUUUCGUAGCCGAAUUAGAAUCACAUUACAUGGAGAAAAUCUGUGUGUCACCCCAAUUAAACUGCAUGAACAUGGCUUGCAUCCAAUAUACAGUGAUUUGGAGGUGAAGGAAGAGAUGUCCUUGUCAUCGACGAAUGUUACAUCAGAAGUUGUACCAGUCCUUGCCCUUAAUGAGGUGUAUGUGGGAGAGAGUUUAUCAUCCCGGGUGUCAUACUUUGGGUUGAGUUUUGACAAUGGUGCCUGGACAAAGGUGAAGAGUUCAGGUCUGUGUGUGAGUACAGGCACAGGUUCCACAUCAUGGCACCUCAGCAUCAAUCGCAUCACAGAGCAGUCAGUGGCAGAGGUGAUGAAACUUCUGGGAACCCCAAAUCAGGAUCCAGGUCAUGUGAAGCAUGUCACAGAUGAGUUCAACCAGAACUUGGUGUUUAGUUGUGAGGAUAAGCGGAUGAGUUACACAGUACGCGACCUCAUCUCAGCAGGUGUGUGGCCAGAUCCGAAGGGUCUUGAACCUCGGGGUUUUGCCAACAAGAUUGAAGUUAAGUCACGCUGUUUCGAAGGAGGAAUCGUUGUAGAUGGAGGUGUCUUCUUCAAGUUCAAUGAAGGUACAACAGCUACAUUGGAAAUCCAUAACUGUGAUGCAUUACGGACAGUAAAGUUGAUUGAAACGUGAAAGAUAAACAACUGAAGAAUCAAGGUGUUAUUAUACUAAAGGAGAUCUUGCAACUGCGAAGGUCAAGUUCCGGCAUGAACCGUAUUCAUUAUCAUUUCUCUGAUUAUCUCUCCCGAUUUUAUCAUGCUAAUGAUGUUAGUUGAAGAGUGCAAAUUGUGAAACUUGUUACUUUGUAAUUUUCUGUACACCUUUUGUGUUUUUUGUGAAUUACUUAAUGACACUUUAGUGUCUAAACUACAUAGUCUCAUACUGCUUCCUUAUUGUGGAAACCAGUUACUCAGCUGGAAUUGUGCAGUCCACAUUCCUAACAAAAAUUAAUAGAUGCUUGUAUAUGAACUUACGAAAAAUGUAUGUUUUGAUGUACCAGUUGCUGCUGUUGUCAUUUGCAACCUCCAUCCCAAUGACAGGACUUAUCCGCAAACUGGCAUUAUAUUGUAUAUAUUGGAGUAUAUCCUUUUGUUCCUUGAAGAUUUCUUUAAAUGGUAUCCUGUCAGUCCCUGCAAUUACAUGUAAAGACAGUGAGUCCUGCCUUAAAGGAUCAAAUAAAGUUCUAUUUAGUAUCAAAACAAGAGUUUAUUUAGUCUUCCUGUUGAAGUAUUAUCUUCAGAUGUGUUCUUUUAUCGGAGAAAAUUACAAGAGCAUAAAAUUAUAUCUGAUAAUGAUAAAAUACUAGCGUGAUCUGAAUGCAGACUGUGUAGUGUCUUGGAAUAUAAGUACUAUGCUGUGUUUUUCUGUUGUGAGGAAACAGGGUCUUUCCAGACUGCAUGUGUGUCUCCAUAUUUCCUCCGAUUUUUAUAGAAAUGUCAAUAAUGUAGAUACUACUUGACUAAUUUUCAUGGAACUAGGUAUGAACAUCGUGCCAUUGGAGCCUGGUUCAUCUUGCUGUCUGUUAAGUUUCUGCAUAUAUGUGACAUGAAGUCAUAAAAUCUUAAUUAUCACCCAGAAGAAACAGAGACACAGGUGCAAGAAAUUGUAUGUGAGUUAGUCCUCUACUACAUAUGCACUCUUCAAGGCUACACAUUUUCCCCAAUGAUGCAUUAGCUGCUGGAUACCUUGAUCAUAGAAGGUCUCAUUUUGACUGUUUAGGAAGUCCUCCACUGCAGAAAUGACAUCAUCAUCUUGGAAUUGCCACGAAGUGGCUUUUUUAGCUGUGGAAAGAGGAAGGAGUCACUCGGUGCCAGGUCUGCUGAAUAUGGUGGAUGGGGGAGAAUUUCAUACCCCAAACUGACAGCAAGUGUUGUCGUAGCAUGAGCCAGAGCAUUGUCGUGAAGAAGUCGCA
Molecule: messenger RNA, 2605 nt
Organism: Cryptotermes secundus
Lineage: Eukaryota; Metazoa; Arthropoda; Insecta; Blattodea; Kalotermitidae
Gene: Nadk2
Product: NAD kinase 2, mitochondrial
Exons: 7
Coding region: 49-1326 (425 amino acids)
Biological process (GO): NAD+ metabolic process; NADP+ biosynthetic process
Cellular component (GO): mitochondrion
Molecular function (GO): NAD+ kinase activity
Source: RefSeq, a predicted model, not a curated record